This is a messenger RNA of Carassius carassius (crucian carp), 1317 nucleotides long. RefSeq names its product vesicular, overexpressed in cancer, prosurvival protein 1-like. Gene Ontology annotation, cellular component: cytoplasmic vesicle membrane. NCBI's taxonomy places the organism in Eukaryota, Metazoa, Chordata, Actinopteri, Cypriniformes, Cyprinidae. The record is from RefSeq and is a predicted model, not a curated record. Bases 301 to 795 code for a protein of 164 amino acids. The transcript has 5 exons.
GUAAAAGAGACUCGAGCUGCACAAACGUGUCUUUGUGAUGUGAAGUCAUGUGAUGUCAUCCUCCUCACUGUAUAAUGGGGAGUUUAGGAUGUCGGAGAGUCCGAUGGCACAGCACGAGCGCUGCAUGAGAGUUUAAUAAUAUGUUCCAGUCCAGGACGGGGACCAACAACCCCCCGUUUAAAAAAAAAGAGUAUCAGCGCUGUCGAGCAGCUUCAGUGACCUCUGCCUGUGUCUGACCCUCUCUCAAGGGUCUUAAACAGUUACAGCAGGCUGAUCUCGCGCUGUGAGGCGGAGCACAGAAUGCCACAGUUACGCGGCCUCCUCAUCACACUUUUAUUUGUUGAGGCAGUUGCUGAAAAAAAGUACUGUUGGUACUUUGAAGGAGAUUACCCUGUGUACUUUGUAUGCAAGACAUAUGAAGACUGCUGUGGCACACAAUGCUGUGUUCGAGCCCUUUCUGUUCAGAGAAUAUGGUAUUUCUGGCUGCUGCUGAUAAUUGGCAUUUUGUGCUGCUGCAGUACUGGAUACUUCAUUCGCAGACGUGUCCACCCUUACCCUCCACCCGACAGACCUGAGUUUAACGUGGCCUUCACCAGACAGCCCAUCAUAUCACCAGGAUUGCGUCAGGCUGGCUUUCACAAUUAUGGAGACUCAGAGACUGCAGUCAUUUCCACCGUCUACCAAGUGCAGACCCACCCUGGUCACGUGACUGCAGUGUAUUCAGCCGUUCCGUCCCACUACAGACAGCCCCCUCCUUCCUAUGAUCAGGUCAUGCAGGACUCACAGAAGAAAUAAACAGACCCUUAGCACAGUGACUUUUUCUGACUCUAUCUGUGAGGUGAAAGAAACAGAAGAAGCUCAACAACUCAGGCAUGACUGCAGGAGAACAAGUACAAGUACAAAAACAAGAAGUUUUUCUCAGUACACAAGACUGCUGGAGGUUUUAGGUUCCUCAUCUGUGGCUACAGUAAAAGUGCGCUUAGUUUUCAAUGUCAGGACUUAAGAAUAUGUUUAUAAGCAUAACGGGUUAAACAAUAGCUUUCACAUUAAAGGCAGAGCAGAUCAGUUUAACAAUAGUAACAAUAGACUCAACAAACUACUUUAUAUUUUAUACUUUUAUAUCGUUCACUUCUAAAAAGAUUUAUUUUGAUACAGAAACAGAGUGUUCUGACAUUAAUAAAUAUGUGUAUUUGUCCCAUAUAAAGGGCCUGAAUGCUUAUUAAAAUGUUAUUGAUUGAAAUACACUGCAUGCAUUUUUAAAAUCCCACUCAUCAUCACCCAUAACCCUAAUAAAGUUUAAAAAAAAUUUAAAACGUA